GGACCUUCCUUCCACCCUCUGGCAAUGCCUGUGGAUUUCAGUGGAACCUGGAACCUUGUCAGCAAUGACAACUUUGAAGGUUACAUGGUGGCUUUAGGUAUUGACUUUGCAACUCGCAAAAUAGCCAAAAUGCUGAAGCCUCAGAAAGUGAUCAAACAAGAUGGAGAUUCCUUCUACAUCCACACCACCAGCACAUUCAGGGAUUACACGCUUGAAUUCAAGGUGGGAGUAGAGUUUGAGGAAGAUAAUAAAGGUUUGGAUAACAGAAAGUGCAAGAGCCUGGUUACCUGGGAAAAUGACAAACUCGUGUGUGUCCAGACUGGUGAGAAGAAGAACAGGGGCUGGACUCACUGGCUCGAAGGAGAUGACCUCCACCUGGAGCUUCGUUGUGAGAACCAAGUCUGUAGACAAGUGUUCAAGAGAGCCUGA
Messenger RNA from Acanthisitta chloris (rifleman), 429 nucleotides. It is a transcript of the gene RBP7, whose product is annotated as retinol binding protein 7, cellular. Lineage: Eukaryota; Metazoa; Chordata; Aves; Passeriformes; Acanthisittidae. Gene Ontology annotation, biological process: fatty acid transport. Bases 25 to 429 code for a protein of 134 amino acids. The transcript is spliced from 4 exons. The record is from RefSeq and is a predicted model, not a curated record. Gene Ontology annotation, molecular function: fatty acid binding. Gene Ontology annotation, cellular component: cytosol; nucleus.